This is a messenger RNA of Oryza sativa Japonica Group (Japanese rice), 1714 nucleotides long. NCBI's taxonomy places the organism in Eukaryota, Viridiplantae, Streptophyta, Magnoliopsida, Poales, Poaceae. The record is from RefSeq and is a predicted model, not a curated record.
GCGCGUUUCGCUCGCGCGCCGGCACAUAAAUCGCGUCGGCCUCCGGCUGCCCGAGAGCCGUACGUACUACAGAAAUACAAGUGCUAACUUAGCUUAUUAGCGGAUAAUCCCCCCAGCGAGCGAGCGAGCGAGGCUGCUGCUGCGAAAUGAUGACACUGUCGACGUCGGAGCGGCAGCCGCAGCCGGAGAAGAAGCCGCCACGGACGAGGCCGCCGCUGCCAGGCAAGGCCGUGGCCGCGCUGUGCGUGGCGAGCUUUGUCGUGGGCUUGCUGCUCAGCGGCCGGGUGGUGGUGCCGUUGCUACCUCCGGGCUCGUCGUCGCCGGCGAGCAACUACAAGACGUCCUUCUCUACUGGCUGCGAGAACAAACGCGCUAAGCUAGGCGAGAGCAAUCCAACGGACAUCAUGAACGAGGUGUCCAGGACUCACCACGCAAUCCAGUCCCUGGACAAGGCGGUGUCUUCUCUGGAGAUGGAGCUCGCCGUGGAGCGCGCUCGGAGCAGCGCCGCCGUCGGCGCCGGCACGGCCGUCUCAUCCCUGGGCCCACAGAAGGCCUUCGUCGUGAUCGGCAUCAACACCGCCUUCAGCAGCAAGAAGCGCCGCGACUCCCUCCGCGACACCUGGGUCCCUAGAGGGGAUAAGCUGAGGAGGCUGGAGAAGGAGAAGGGGAUCGUGAUCCGGUUCGUGAUCGGGCGGAGCGGCGCGGCGGCGGCGGGCGACGGGCCGCUGGACCGCGCGGUGGACGCGGAGGACGCCGAGAACAAGGACUUCCUGCGGCUGGAUCACGUGGAGGGCUACCACGAGCUGUCCUCCAAGACCAGGGUCUACUUCACCACCGCCGUCGCCACCUGGGACGCCGACUUCUACGUCAAGGUCGACGACGACGUCCACGUCAACCUCGGGAUGCUGACGAGCAGGCUGGCCAAGUACAGGACACGACCGAGGGUGUACGUCGGCUGCAUGAAGUCCGGACCUGUUCUGUCGCAGAAGGGAGUGAAGUACCACGAGCCGGAGUACUGGAAGUUCGGGGACGAGGGGAACAAGUACUUCCGCCACGCCACCGGCCAAAUCUACGCCGUUUCCAAGGAUCUCGCCGCCUACAUCUCCAUCAACCAGCCGAUCCUGCACAGGUUCGCAAACGAGGACGUCUCCCUCGGCGCGUGGCUGAUCGGGCUCGAGGUCGAGCACGUCGACGACCGCAGCAUGUGCUGCGCCACGCCGCCAGAUUGCGAGUGGAAGAAGCGAGCUGGGAACGUGUGCGUGGCGUCGUUCGAUUGGUCGUGCAGUGGGGUCUGCAAGUCAGUGGACAGGAUGAAGCACAUCCACAGGGCCUGCGGCGAAGGCCAGGGAGCAGUCUGGAGCGUCGCUACGUGAUGAUCACAUCAUCAGCUUUAAUCGUAGCAUUAAUCUUUGGUUUUAUGAUGGUGCAAAGCAGCUAGCGGGCGACGAGGGGACUAGUUUAACUGAAUGAUCGAUUGUUUCAGAUGAUUAGGAAACGAGCCACGUAGAAUGGAUGAACGUGCAUGAUGGUGGAAAAUGGAAAUGCAUGGGUGGUAACUGUAAAAGUGUAAAGGCUUUAGCAUCCAAUUUCCAGGGGGAGUUGGGUCAUGCCAUAUGCUUCACUUAUUAAUCACAGCUCUUUCUGCAUUUUUAAGGGCUCCUUCAGAACGCAAGUUUUUUUUUAUGAUUAGUUGAAUUCUUAUAGUCACCCUUUA